Molecule: messenger RNA, 1773 nt
Organism: Contarinia nasturtii (swede midge)
Lineage: Eukaryota; Metazoa; Arthropoda; Insecta; Diptera; Cecidomyiidae
Product: kynurenine--oxoglutarate transaminase 3-like
Exons: 10
Coding region: 279-1664 (461 amino acids)
Biological process (GO): biosynthetic process
Cellular component (GO): mitochondrion; cytoplasm
Molecular function (GO): pyridoxal phosphate binding; L-kynurenine:2-oxoglutarate transaminase activity
Source: RefSeq, a predicted model, not a curated record
GCCAAGUUGACAUUUCGAAAUGCCGAAAGUCAAUUAAUUUUAAAAUUGUAAUUUAUUUUAUCGCGAAUCGAAUAAAAUUGUUGAAUUUUUUUUAUUGGAAUUGUGUGGCAAAGCUCAUAAAGUAGCUGACAAAGUCUCCUGAAAAUAUCAUCAAAGUACACUGGACAUUGUUUAAGUAUAGCCACUCGAAAAUAUAAGAAUAACUUAUCAAAAAUCAACAAAACAACCAACAAAUACGAGCACACGGUCUAGCUAUAAAUAAAAUAUUCCAUGAUUUAAUGAUUUUUACGCUAGCUCGUCGAAUAUCGUUCAACAGUGUGUUGAAAACCGUUUCCAAAACCACAUCAGCUUUUACGUCAAAUCAACAAGUGCAUCGAAAUAUGUCAAGUCAAUCGAUUGAUGCUAAAUUCCAAUUACCAAAGCGGUAUCAGGGUCAAACACCGAGCGUAUGGAAUGAAUACAUCCAACUUUUUUUAAAAUAUCAACCGCUUAAUUUGGGGCAAGGUUUUACCGAUUAUCCAGUACCACAGUACAUAACUGAUGCUCUGGCCGCAACAGCAAACAGUCCGAAUUGUUUGUUGAAUCAAUAUACAAGAGGAUUCGGUCAUCCUCGCCUCAUUCAGGCAUUGUCAACACUUUAUUCGCAACUGGUUGAUCGUAAAAUUGAUCCAUUCUCUGAAGUUUUGGUAACAUCGGGAGCAUAUGAAGCGCUUUAUGCGACUAUUCAAGGUCAUGUUGAUGAAGGUGAUGAAGUCAUCAUCAUUGAACCAUUUUUCGAUUGCUAUGAACCGAUGGUGAAAACAUGUGGUGGGGUUCCACGUUACAUUCCUCUUCGAUUGAAAAACACCGACAAAGAUGUCAUUAGUUCCGGUGAUUAUGUUCUCGAUGACGCUGAACUAGAGGGAUUGUUUAAUCAAAAGACAAAAAUGAUCAUUAUCAACACACCAAACAAUCCAUUGGGCAAAAUCUACAAUAGAAAAGAAUUGACCAAAAUUGCCGACUUGUGUAAAAAGUACAAUGUUUUAUGCGUUUCGGAUGAGGUUUACGAGUGGAUGGUCUUCGAUGACAAUGAACAUAUUCGAAUCUGUACUCUGCCUGAUAUGUGGGAACGAACCAUAACAAUUGGUUCUGCGGGUAAAACGUUUAGUGUCACUGGUUGGAAGACUGGCUGGGCAUAUGGUCCUGCCAAUCUAAUGGUUAACUUGCAAAUGGUGCAUCAAAACUGUGUCUAUACAUGUCCAACGCCAAUCCAAGAAGCAAUUGCAAUUGCAUUCGAAGCUGAGCUUAAGCGCUUGGAUUCGCCAGCUUGCUAUUUCAAUUCAUUGUCUGUGGAACUGACGGAAAAACGUGACUUCAUGGCCAAAUUUCUAAGCGAAGUUGGAAUGAAACCGAUUAUACCACAAGGUGGUUACUUCAUGAUCGCUGAUUGGUCAGCUUUAGAAAGCAGAGCUGAUUUGAGCACUGAAUCAGAUCCACAACGAGACUAUAGGAUGACCAAAUGGAUGAUCAAGAACGUUGGCUUACAAGGCAUUCCACCGUCUGUCUUCUUCAGUGACGCCAAUAAAACAUUGAUGGAGAAUUUCGUACGUUAUUGCUUUUUCAAAAAGGAUGAGAACCUACAAAAAGCUGCUGAUAUUUUGAAAAACUGGGUUAACAAAGAAUGAACCAUUACACCAAGAUUCAAAAAUUAAUUGUUUUGUUUACAUUUUUUUUUUUAAUUACGCAAUGAAAUUGUAAAUUGACGAGCAAAAAUAAAAUAAAAAUUAUCGCUUG